Molecule: messenger RNA, 621 nt
Organism: Plasmodium gallinaceum
Lineage: Eukaryota; Apicomplexa; Aconoidasida; Haemosporida; Plasmodiidae
Gene: RAB1a
Product: ras-related protein Rab-1A, putative
Exons: 1
Coding region: 1-621 (206 amino acids)
Biological process (GO): protein secretion; regulation of exocytosis
Molecular function (GO): GTP binding; GTPase activity
Source: RefSeq, a predicted model, not a curated record
AUGAGUGAAAAUAGAUCUAGAGAUUAUGAUUAUUUAUAUAAAAUAAUAUUAAUAGGUGAUAGUGGGGUUGGUAAAUCAUGUAUAUUAUUGCGUUUUUCAGAUGAUCAUUUUACUGAAAGUUAUAUAACAACAAUAGGUGUAGAUUUUAGAUUUAGAACAAUAAAAGUAGAUGAGAAAAUUGUAAAAUUACAGAUAUGGGAUACAGCAGGACAAGAAAGAUUUCGUACAAUUACAUCAGCAUAUUAUAGAGGAGCUGAUGGAAUAAUAAUCAUCUAUGAUACCACUGAUAGAAAUUCUUUUUUACAUAUUGAUGAAUGGAUGAAUGAAAUAAAUAAAUAUACUAAUGAAGACACUUGUAAAUUAUUAGUAGGUAAUAAAGCUGACUGUAGAGAAGAAAUUGAAAUAACAACAAAUGAAGGAGAAAAUAAAGCAAAAGAAUUAGAUAUUCCAUUUAUUGAGACAUCAGCAAAAGAUGCAACAAAUGUUGAAUUAGCAUUUACUAUGAUAACACAAGAAUUAAUAAAAAAAAAAAAAAAAAAUUCUAAUUCUAACAAAAAUAAUCAAACAAAAGUUAAAUUAUCAGCAGAAGAAAGGGCACAAGGAAGUUUUUGUUCUUGUUAA